Molecule: messenger RNA, 1946 nt
Organism: Micropterus dolomieu (smallmouth bass)
Lineage: Eukaryota; Metazoa; Chordata; Actinopteri; Centrarchiformes; Centrarchidae
Gene: tent2
Product: terminal nucleotidyltransferase 2
Exons: 15
Coding region: 221-1675 (484 amino acids)
Cellular component (GO): cytosol
Molecular function (GO): poly(A) RNA polymerase activity
Source: RefSeq, a predicted model, not a curated record
CAUAGUUCAGUUUUUGAGUAAACGUUUUCAACACUUAGUGACACGUUUCCGAAGACACAUUCUUUACACGAAUCUACAGAGAAACAUAUUUAAUUGUGUGAUAAUAUCGUUACUGAUAUAUGAAUUAGCUAGCUAGACGCUGCUUAAACGUCGAAGUCUGAGCUCGCUUUGUUGCCCGAUCACAAGUAUUUGAUGCUGGAGCUCUUUGAAGAACCGCAGCAUGUUCCCCCACGGCGCUGCACCGAGGGGGCGGUCAGCCUACAGUAAGGGCCUGUACCCACCACCCUCUGUGCCUCUAUACUACGAUUACAACCACCAACCCCUGGCUGGUGUCAAUAGCUUCUAUGUUCCUGGAUUAGAGAGGUUGCCUUCAUAUGAAUGGAAACCCACACCACCCACCUCUCCAGUCCCUCCUCAUCGCACACCAACUGUGACCAAUAGGCGCAAGAGGCAGAUUGAUGAAUACACCCCCAAUGUUGUGAAACGCCAACGCCUUGACUCUUCUUCCCACCCAGUAAUCGGCUCCCCUUUAAUUCGGGCACCUCCCCCUCGUCGUCCUGACCAAGUGGUCGCAGGGCCAUCAAGAUCAUCCUUCACUGAUUUUGAUCGCUCUUAUCCUAGCCCACGUGCCCAGCCCCAACCCCAGGUGCCUACUAUCCCAGAUAGCUCCCACAGCCUGCAGGCCUACGCAAAGGACAAGCUGAGUGUUCAGAUGGUUGAGCUGUUUGAGGCGUGCCAGCAGCAAUCUUCUGAUUUGGCCCGAAAGGAGACUUGCCGAACUCGGCUGCAGCAAGACAUACAGCGUGUCUAUGCAGCGGCACGACUUUACUUGACGGGAUCUUCUAUGAAUGGGUUGGGCUGCCGGAGCAGUGAUGCUGAUCUGUGUCUGGUCCUCAAAGGAAAUAAAAGACCUGAUCCCAUUCAUGUACUCUCAGUCCUCCAAAGGUUGUUCAGAUCACUGUCAUAUAUAGAGAGGACUCAGCUGAUCAGAGCCAAAGUGCCGAUCCUCAGGUUCAGAGAGAAAGGCAGUGAUCUGGAGUUUGACUUGAAUAUCAACAACACAGUGGGCAUCAGAAACACAUUCCUUCUGAGGAGUUAUGCCUAUGCUGAUCUCAGGAUAAGACCCAUGAUCCUUGUUGUUAAGAAAUGGGCACGGCAUAAUCAAAUCAAUGAUGCCAGCAAAGGAACGUUAAGCAGCUACACACUCGUGCUGAUGGUGCUGCACUCCCUCCAGACUCUUAGUGAUCCUGUCCUUCCCUCCCUACAGAGGGACUACCCAGAGUGUUUUAAUCCCUCCAUGGAAAUUGACAUGGUUCCAGAGGGAACUAAACACGUCCCGCCCUACAUCUCAAGAAACCAGUCCUCUCUUGGAGAGCUGCUUCUGGGCUUUCUCAAAUACUAUGCCACAGACUUCAGGUGGGAUAAGCAGGUGAUCUCUGUUCGAGAGGCCAGAGCUUUGCCCAAGAACAAUUCUCAAGAGUGGAGAAACAAAUACAUAUGUGUUGAAGAGCCAUUUGAAAGAAAUAACGUUGCCAGGGCAGUCCAUGAGAAGGUCAAGUUUGAUGCCAUUAAAGCUCAGUUUGUGGAGUCAUAUCGGAUACUACAACAGAGGAAGGACUUGAACUCGAUCCUCCCAGUCAGAGCCAUCAUUAGCAAGGAGUCAUCCAGGAGAUAAGGGAUUCCUCUAAUUAGACGAGCUUCUACCUCAAGACAAGCCUGUCCCCAGAAACAAAGAGACACCUUUGGGAUGUGCUGAGAGAGGCACCCGGCUGCCUCGGCACCUCACAGCCAGAAAGACUCUGAAUGCUCUGGCUGCCUCGGUAUCGGUCACAAACUGUAUGUCCUGUGGCAGUACAUAUUGAAAAUACUGCACUCAGUUUCAGAUGCUUUGCAGAAUUUUCCAAAUUAUUGUAACUGAUAAUAAAAAUACAGUAUAUGUUUAGUGA